AUGAAGUUAGUUAUACUAUUUCUUGUUUUAGUUUUUAGCAUUGAAGCAGUGAAUAAUUGGGGGUAGGUUUAGGUUGCAAAAAUCAUUUUCAAAAGAGAUUUAACGUUAUUAUAACGCUUUUUCAUUACAAUUUACAUUUAUUAAUAUAUAGCCCCAAACGUUUUAAUAUCCUUGUUUAGGACCAUAAGGUACAACGCACUAUUCAGAUGCGAUAUUAAAAAUGUUGAAGAUGCGCAAGUGGUAAGUUAAAGUUUUAUAAACCCUAGGCUAACGAUAUUGCAAGGCUACGGUCAAGAUUAGUGCCAGACUAACGCCGUCAAGCUUAGACUUAAGUUCAGAAUCAAGCUCAAGCUUAGGCUAAAACUAAGGCUAAGGAUAAGUCUACGGCUAAGGCUAAGGCUAAAACUAAGGCUAAGGCUAAAGGCUAAAGGCUAAGGCUAAGGCUAAGGCUAAGGCUAAGGCUAAGGCUAAGGCUAAAGGCUAAAGGCUAAGGCUAAGGCUAAGGCUAAGGGUAAGGCUAAGGCUAAGGCUAAGGCUAAGGCUAAAGGCUAAGGCUAAGGCUAAGGCUAAGGCUAAGGCUAAGGCUAAAGGCUAAAGGCUAAGGCUAAGGCUAAGGCUAAGGCUAAGGGUAAGGCUAAAGGCUAAGGCUAAGGCUAAGGCUGAGGCUGUUUAACUUAUUAUAAUUUUAAAAAAUUCAGUUACAAAUUAAAGUUUUGUUUUAGUCUGCUCGAUUAGUACGAGGUGACUUUGAAAGUGGCGGGGAACUUAAGUUUUGCGAAGUUCGUAUCCGCAAUAGUCGUGUUUAUCGUGGUAAGUUCGUUUAGUCAAUAAAGUAGUUUAAGUAUAAUAUGUGAAAUGAGUUUAUAUUAAAUUAGAACACAUUCACUUACAAUAGUAAUUAAUUUACAUAAGUGUUUUUAAGUUUAUAUAUAUUUUAGAGAUUGCCGAAGCUCUCUCUCUUGACCGACCGACCAUGGUGUAUUUGGAUAUGUAAGCUUUAUAACAAACCCUAGCACUAGUCUUAGCCCUGGCUUUAGCCGUAUUUCUAGUUCUAGGCCCAGCUUUGGCCCUAGCUCUGGUUUUAAGGUUAGUUUAAGCCGUCUGACAUGUCAAAGUCAAAACUAAAUAUUACAGAAAGCACCAGUGCACUCCAGCUGGUAAUUGCGUACGAGGACGGCAUUAUUCAACGCUUGAAAGUUAUGAUCGCAUCAGAAACGCACAAAAUAAUGGUUAGUUGCUAAAUUUUGUUACCCUACCCUACUCUACCCUACCCUACCCUACCCUACCCUACCCUACCCUACCCUACCCUACCCUACCCUACCCUACCCUACCCUAACCUACCCUAACCUACCCUAACCUACCCUACCCUACCCUACCCUACCCUACCCUACCCUACCCUACCCUACCCUACCCUACCCCACCCUACCCUACCCUACCCUACCCUACCCUACCCCACCCUACCCCACCCUACCCUACCCUACCUUACCCUACUUUACCCUAAAAUGCCGUAUCUUACCUUAACAAACCCUACCCAAUCCAACCCUGCCCAAUCCAACCCUACCCAAUCCAACCCUGCCCAAUCCAACUUUGCCCUACCCUAACAUGCUCCACCAUACCUUACCGUGUCCUACCCAAUAUUAACAUGCCCUGCCCUAAUAUUCCGCGAAUGCCCUUCUCCUCGCUUUUCAAAUUAUUUUAAAAAACCCAUGCCCCGUGCUAAUUAAAAAAGCCGUGCCUACUCUAUCCUACCAUCCCUACCCUGCCCUGCCAAUUUUUUAUUAUUUUUAGAUAUUGAAGGUCUUAUCUACGACUUUGGAACUAUUCAGUUGGAAAAUCUUAACUAUCGUACACCUUGCUAA
This is a messenger RNA of Bursaphelenchus okinawaensis, 1859 nucleotides long. NCBI's taxonomy places the organism in Eukaryota, Metazoa, Nematoda, Chromadorea, Rhabditida, Aphelenchoididae. The record is from the annotation of a GenBank genome assembly.